Messenger RNA from Caenorhabditis elegans, 378 nucleotides. RefSeq lists its product as uncharacterized. NCBI's taxonomy places the organism in Eukaryota, Metazoa, Nematoda, Chromadorea, Rhabditida, Rhabditidae. The record is from RefSeq and is marked reviewed. The transcript has 2 exons. Bases 108 to 308 code for a protein of 66 amino acids.
UUUUCCAAUAUCAUGAUAUCUGUUGAUAAACAUUCUAUCCGUUAUGUCUCGACAAGUAUAAAUAGGAAGAGAUGUAGAACGUUGUUGUCAGCUGGUAGCCUACAAAAAUGAAUUCGCAAACCUACUUUUGGAUAUUUAUUUCAAUCUGUUCAAUAUUACUUUUGCAAUCAAUUAAAGCAAAUAUAAAUGUUCGUGAAAAACGCCAAUGGGGAUUCGGAUAUCCGUUAUUUGGAGGGCUCGGAAACUCCUGGGAGGUGCCAAGUAAUCUUCCAACUUAUUGGGGAUACAAUGCAAUGGCUGGACGUUAAAUAAAUAUAUAGAUCUACUUUUAUUCUAAAGCAAUAAUAAUUUUUUCACAUACCAAAUUUUUAACUACUU